AUGGCUUCGGUUCCAAGCGAAAAUGAUAGGAAUAUCAAGAAGAAAAUACUGAACGCUGCUAGAUCUAUAAGAAAAAAGUAUUUGGCUUUAAAGCUGGAGAGAAAAGAGGAAGAUGAGGCACUUGAUAGGAUAAUAAACCCUAUAACUGAACCUCUAAGAGAGUUUGUUGAGAAAACGGUUGGCAGAAAAGUCCAAGUUAAACAUGAAAAAGUUAAGCUCGAAGCUCCUAAAACGUAUUUUGAAUCUGAACCGAAACUUCCUAGAAAUGUAGAGUUCCAACCAGCAGAGAUUAUUGCUCAAACGAGUGAGAAUUUAAAAAGUGAUGAUGAUGAUGAUGAUGAUGAUGAUGGCGCUGAGGAUGUCUUUUAUGAACCCUUACAACAUUUGAAAGAAAAUCUGCAGAAAUCAAUUCACGAUAGAUCAGGAGCGUAUGAAGAAUUUUUAGAUCAGUAUCCCAAAGUAGCACAAGAGUAUGUAGAUAGAUACUAUAAACAAUCAGAUGAAAUAGACCAUUCUUAUGGCUUGAAACAUGAUAUGAAAACCGAUGAUUGGUCUAUGGGAUCACAAAAAGUCAACUUUCUCCCGAAUGGAGAUAUUAAAGUCGGGGCUGUAUCUUAUAAAGGAACGCAGGGCUUAUAUGAUCUUUUAUUUCUGAAAAAGCCGAUCUAUCAGACAGAGGAUGAUAAGUUGCAGUUCACGGAUAUUCUAAACAGGACCAAUGUUCAUCGAAGAUAUUUUGAUCCAUCCAAACAAGUUAAAGGGUCCACAUCUUCAAAAUAUAGACAGUUUGUUAAACCUUUGGUCUCAUCUUCAUCUGAAGCAAAAAGGCUUAAAUCAAAAACAAAUGCUAUUCUCCCUUCUCAGAGGAGAAAUGUCAAUUUUAAAGAAGGACUUAACCCCAGAUAUAACCAAGUAGCAUCUACAAUUCAGAAUAGGAAAAAACCUCAAGGAGGAUUUGACAGGGCCGCCCAUAACGAAGCUCUUUUGUUCCCCAAUUCGCGUAUUCCUAAUCAAGAUAACAAAAACAAAUGUGCAAACUCUGACCAUUUUCCCACAUUAAUUGAAUUCAAUUCUACGCCAGAAAUGGAUAGAAAUUUAAAUUUUAGACCCUAUCAACCUCUUAGACUACAUCCCCUCCUCUACCAUUCAUUCUACACAAAUUUGAAACAUGAUGCUGAUGCUCAAUCUACAAGUGGCACCCAACAGGUUUCAGCUCAAGAUACUGAAGAUAACGAAGAUGAAGAAGUCAGUAUGGUACUGGAAUCAGAUUAUGAAUAA
Molecule: messenger RNA, 1278 nt
Organism: Ceutorhynchus assimilis (cabbage seed weevil)
Lineage: Eukaryota; Metazoa; Arthropoda; Insecta; Coleoptera; Curculionidae
Source: the annotation of a GenBank genome assembly